CCAGUCCCUUGCUGAGCGUUGGACAAUCAGGCACGAAGAGUCAUCGACAUUCAUCAAGGUGUUCUGUGAUCAGGCGUUAAGUCGUAAUUGACAACCAGGAGUGGCAAAAUGGUGGCUGGAAUGCUGAUGCCUCUGGAUGACCUGAGGUCCAUCUAUGAGGUCCUCUUCCGGGACGGCGUCAUGGUAGCCAGGAAGGACAGGCGUCCCCAGUGUAUGCACCCCGACGUCCCAGGUGUAUCCAACCUCAAGGUGAUCCGAGCGAUGGGUUCCUUGAAGUCCGGAGCCUUUGUCAGGGAGACCUUUGCCUGGCAACACAGCUACUGGUACAUUACCAAUGAAGGCAUCGCUCAUAUGCGAGAGUUCCUGCACCUUCCGUCAGAGAUCGUCCCUUCUACCUUGCACAGGGUCCGGUCCACGGCAUCAACCCUGAACCUAACCCGUCGGGCAGCCCAUGUGCAGACAAUUAAGGGUCCCACCUCUUUCAUCCCCAAACCAAGAGUCAAAGAAGAGCAGGAAGAUCUAGUGGAUCGGCAGGGGUACCGAUACAAGAAAAGAAUCCCUAGCGAACAGGAGGGCCAGCCUGAGAAGAUUGCUAUGAGCUUUAGAGGCUCCUACACACCCAGCAAUGUGGUCACCAGACCUGCGCAUUCAGCAACCAGGGAGACCAAACAAGAGUCACCUAUCAUUAGGAAACAACAGCAGCAGUCAGAAACCUCCAGGCACAUUACAUUUGAAGAACAGAAGAUUUCAGCUGCUGCAAAGCCUGGUUCCUGGAAAACAAACAGAAAUAUCAAAGCAUCUCAUUCAGUAGUUGCUCCAACUGAGGAGGCCAUUGCAAGUCCAUGCGAAACAGUAAAGAUGAACAUGCCUGCUCCACCUGUGGAGGCGGUAAAAGAAGAGCCAUUUAAUGCCCAAACUGAGGCUCCACAGCCAGUGAGUGAGACAGUAGCAGUUGAGUUAGUUCAAGAGGACGUGAAAAUCCCCAAUGAUCAGGAACCUACAGAUAUAUGGGAUGAAGAGAAUGAAUCAAAAGACUUGGUGGCACUGGUUGAAGAAGGGGCAAGUCAGCAGGAGGUACAGGAGUCUAAAGAACUUACCACACAAACAGAACAAGAAGAAACCAUUGAAGUAGAGCAAGAUGCUCCAGAAAUAUAUACCGAUGGAGAUGUUCCACUGACAGUCUCUCAAAUUGUUAAUGAACAAAAUGCUAGUCAGGUGGUCCAAGAAUCACUGCAGCAGAUAUUUGAGCCCAAAGAACAAACAAAACAAAUAGAGACCAUGGUGGUUGAGGAGCCGCUUGAAUGUGUGAUGAUGGAUGUUUCAGAUGCCUCCUCUACUUCGUCCGUUAUCUAUCAUGAGCCUGAAGCUGAUGAGCUGGUCGAAGAGGUGACAAAGGAUCUGCAGGAGUUGCUGGUGGCUGAAGAUGCUGAAGUAUUUAGGCAAACAACACAUGCAGAUACCAAGAUGGUUGUAGAGGAAACCAUUGAUGCAGAAUGUGCAGUGAUGGCUGAGAAUGUUCCACAAGUAUCUGUUGCAGAUGAUUCACUGAUUGUGCUCCAAAUCCAUGAUGAACCCAAAGGUGAUGGGCAGGUUAAUGAAGAGGCUGGUCUGCAGCAGGUACAUGAAUUUACAGUUCCCCACAUCCAGACUGAGCAUUUACCUGAACUUGUUGUCCUAGAACCACCAGUGCAGGCGAGUACAAGUACGUCAGCCAUAACUUCAGUUGCCUUGGAAGAUGCGCUGUCACUCACUACUGUUAAAUCCUUGGAGACAGUCUCUGAUGGCACGCUCCACCCUCACGUUUCUCCCAUGACUGAUGCCUGCGUGGAUCUCUCUGAGUUUGAGGUGCUAGACACUGACAUCUCACAUGCUGAUGUAAAUGUCAGCCCUUCACCAGAGGACUGCUGAAUUGUAUUGGACAAAAUCUGAUCCAAACCAGUAUUGCUCGUUUUAGUAUGCAAGAUGUCAAAAAGAGGAUAAAACAAGCAGUAAGGAAUUCUAGUGGACAACUUGCAAUCUAACUGCAAUGCAUGGAAGCAUGCUAACUCUUGUUUGUGGUGAUACAGUAGCAGAUGUAGGAGAUUAUUUUACAUUUGCGCAGGGUGGUUUGAUCAGGACCACAGGACUGCAAACAGUAGCUUAGGUGUUUUUAUCUGAAUGCAUGAUAAUGCAAUGAAAAUGAAUGGGAAGAUGCCUCAAAAAGUGAAAAAUUGUUACAUGUUGUCAUUUUGGACUCGUUCAAAUGCAUCUGAUCUUCCAAAUAGUUGAGACAUUGUCUGACAAUAAAGUAUUAUCAAUCAAUCAGUGAAUAUUAUCAGACUAAAAUGCAACUUCAUUCCACAAUGUCUGUCCUGACCCCAGUUAAAGAAAAAAUUGUGAUCAAGCUCAUUUCCACUAACCUCUAAAAAUGGUAUGAAAACGUAGCCUACGUACUUAAUGUCAUGCACAUUGUAGAAUAUUUAUCUUCGCAUUUAUAUGUUCUUUGUUUCUAUGGAUACAAUUGUAACUCAUUGUGUUUCCCCUGUGUUGAACCAGUGAUCCUGGUCCCAUUCAGACCUAUUACCCAAUGAUCU
Alosa sapidissima (American shad) is the source of this 2573-nucleotide messenger RNA. RefSeq lists its product as uncharacterized. The transcript has a single exon. NCBI's taxonomy places the organism in Eukaryota, Metazoa, Chordata, Actinopteri, Clupeiformes, Clupeidae. The record is from RefSeq and is a predicted model, not a curated record. The coding region runs from base 109 to 1908 and encodes 599 amino acids. Gene Ontology annotation, cellular component: cytosolic small ribosomal subunit. Gene Ontology annotation, molecular function: RNA binding; structural constituent of ribosome.